Vigna unguiculata (cowpea) is the source of this 2296-nucleotide messenger RNA. RefSeq lists its product as uncharacterized. The record is from RefSeq and is a predicted model, not a curated record. Lineage: Eukaryota; Viridiplantae; Streptophyta; Magnoliopsida; Fabales; Fabaceae.
UUCUUCUUUAUUUCUGAUAUUAUCAAUAAAGUUCUCAUCUUUUUAAGCUGUUGCUUCAUGUGGGAUGUGGGGUGCUUUGAUUUCUCAACCUCUUUGCUUUGUUAGCUUUUUUCCUCAUUUGGGUUUCGUUCAGUCUCUGAAUGAUCUUGUGGACUUAAGUCCUGGAAUUUGAUUUUGUGAUUUUCUGCUGGGAUAGACAGAGAAGAGAAGAAAUCAUUCAAAUGCCUGUGUUCCUGAAUUGACUUUUUGAGAGAAGGGUUGUUUGACAUUGGCAGGAGAUGCAAAGAUGGAGAAGAAAAGGAAGAUUGUGCAGUAUAGGGAGAGGCUGGACAGGACCCUUGCUUCACCUGAUCUUACAAAUGAUGACUUGCUCAAAAAGCUUGUCAGAAAUCAACUUUUGCUUUCUUCAGAACCUGAAGUAGAAGGAUAUAUAGAUCAAUUAGCAGAAGUCAAGACUGCAGAUGUAUCUCACUUUCUUGAUAUGUUGAGGAGUGUUUCAUCAGAUGAUAGUGGAAGGUCUAAUACGUCUCACACUGAUUGGAAAUUAAAACAAGAUGGUGAAGAGUUUCGGGUUAUGUAUCGCGAAGGACCAGAAGGGACCCCCUUUCAUACAAUGCUUGUAGAGGGCUUUGUAGAUGGGCCUGUUGAUGCUUGUUUAUGUAUCUCAUGGGAGACAUACCUUUACAAAAAAUGGUGGCCUCAGUCUACUGUUCCCACUUUCAAAAUCUUAUCAACUGAAUGCUUGCAGAAGGUUGGGAUUGGGGAGCAGUUAUCACUCGUGAGGAUGAAGGUUUCAUGGCCUCUGUCUACGAGGGAAGCUAUAGUGCACUAUUAUCUGUUUGAGUACUUUCAAGAUGACUUAAUUGUUGUUCUUACAAACUCGGUUUCUGACUCGAAGAGUGCCACAGAGACCCUUUACGGCUUCAACAAUGAAGUAAUUCCUGAAGCAAAGGAUGUCGUGAGAAUCGAUUUGGUGGGAGGCUUUGCUUUGCAAAAGGUGACAUCAGAAAGAAGUUAUUUUCGGACAAUAGCAAAUAUGGAUGUAAAGCUGGAUUUUGUGCCACCAUCCCUUAUAAACUUUAUUUCAAGGCAGCUCAUUGGCAAUGGUUUCAGACUUUUUCAGAAGGCUGUGUCUUCUAUGACGAACCACGGUAAAGGAGAAUUCAGCAAGGCCUUAGGGGAUCCAUUAUAUGUUAGAAUUCGUGAAGCUCUAUACAACAACACUAGUGUAUCAAAGGCCAGGAAUGGUGGAGAGCUUCAACAAGUUGCAACAGCUGAAGAUCUUGCUGAAAGCAAGCAUGAAAAGGAAAAAGAUACAUCCAAGGAAGAUAUAAGUAACCAAUAUGCAAAUAAUGUCAUGCCAAUGACAACGAAUACAGAAGAACUAGGUAGUAGCAAAACAUUUGGUGAGAUUGUAGAAGUAGAUACUGAAGAAAUUGUACAAAUUGAGGAGGGCAAUAAAAAAGUAGAAGACAUUCCAAUCAAGGAAGUUCACUCGAGUGUAAUAAGAGGCAAGAGGAGUGUAUAUAUUAGAUCAGAGGUACAACAUGCACUGCAAACAUUAGACAAGGCUAUUUCAAUGGUUCGUGAACAAAGAUUGACCCCUUUUAUUAAAGAUGAUGAUAGAGAGCAUUCAUAUUCCUUAAAACUCACUCAAAUAAGCUCCAAAACUGAUGUUAGAGAUGAAGUACCAAACGGAGAUAUUCCAGAGGGAUCUUUGCAACAAGGGUAUGACACUAACUCUGGUAUCCAAAACUCAAGGUAUACAGGAACAAAUGCUAACUUGAAGGAAGUAAAUUCUAACAAAGUAGUACCAACUUCAUUGGAGCAGAAUCUUCCAACAGCUAUUUUGUCAAGCCAAGCUGUUUCAUACCCUUUGGAAAAUGGAGCAAUUCAGCAUCAAACAACAAUCAGCAACAAGCUAUUGAACACUGAUUCAGUUGAAAAUGUUCCUUCAGAUCAUGCAGAAAAACAAAGCAAGCAGAAAAAACUAAAUACCAUUGCAACUCAAGAUAUGAAUUCAGAGGUACCAAAGAAGUUAUGCAGGCAGAAAAAAAUCUGGCAUUUGUUUUCUGCAUUAACUAAAAGGAAAAAGGGUUAAAUAGGAAAGAGAAGAAGAAGAAGAAGAAAACAGGGUAUUUUGAGUUAUCUUGUCAACAUGUCAUCCAAGCCCCAAUAACUCAGUACAGGUUUUGUAUACCUCAACACAGUUGUUACUUGUAUAAGGGUUAAUUUAUCAUGUUUUCCAACAGGGUUCUCCCUUUUGUUUUUGUUGGAAAUUGGUGUAUUCUUUUUC